AUGUUGCGUAUUGUUUCAGAAUGUCUGGAUUUUGAUCUCCCUUCGACUUUGACCCCAACGACUACAAAGGCGAUUUCUCAGUCGCCUCCCGAAACAAUUCAGCGGCGGAGUAAAAGAAGCAAGCCAAAUCCUGUCUCUCCAUCUACCAACUCUCAAUCUGUUCCGUUUUCCAAAGUGCUUCUCCUACCACGCACAAAUUCAAUGGAUUCCAUUGAAGACAUUUUUGAUUCUGCGCUUAAUCUAGAACAAUCCCACUACGAAGAAGGUUACGAAGAAGGCUAUGCAAACGGGUUAGUCUCGGGUAUAGAAGAAGGACGCCAGGUGGGUCUGAAAACGGGGUUCCAAGUGGGCGAGGAAUUGGGUUUUUACAGAGGCUGCAUUGACAUCUGGAACUCCAGUAUCCGGGUCGACCUGAAUCACUUCUCGACCCGGGCCAAGAAAACCAUAAGCCAGAUGGAUGAAUUACUCAAGAAGUACCCGAUAUCCGACCCUGAAAACGAUUCCGUAUCUGAUGUUAUGGAAUCUUUAAGGCUCAAGUUUAGAGCUAUUUGUGCCACACUGAAUGUUAAAUUGGAGUAUAAUGGGUACCCUAAAGCCUCUGAUGUUGAAAAUAUUGAAUUUUGA
This is a messenger RNA of Fraxinus pennsylvanica, 624 nucleotides long. The record is from the annotation of a GenBank genome assembly. NCBI's taxonomy places the organism in Eukaryota, Viridiplantae, Streptophyta, Magnoliopsida, Lamiales, Oleaceae.